UUUAUUUUUUUUUUUUUAAACUCAAUAAAAGAAGAAACCGAUUCCAAUUUAUUUUAUAAGAAACAAAAAAAAAAAGAAAAGAAUUGAAAUAAAAAAUUUUAUUUGUGAGUGUUUUUUUCUUCAAUUUGAUCCAAUUUAAUUCCUAUAUACCGAGCCGAUAUAGUAAAAUAAUCGUGAUUGAAUAUAAACUAAACAAUAACAAAAAAAAAAAAAUAGAAUUAUUAUUUAAGUGUUCGACUGUCGAAUCGUAUCUUCAUGAUAUCUGAUCAAACUUAAGAUCUUGUAAAAAAAAAAAAUACUCACAAAAAUGGCACUUGGUGACACAAAAAAUGGAAAUUUGCCUUCAAUGGCAAAGGAUAUUCAACUUCCAACAGCUGUUGAAACAGCCCCACAAAACAAUGAACAAAUCGAAAGAGGAUCGACAGAAAAAAUUGCACAUAAGCUCAAUAAACAGAUUGAUGCAACAAUAUCGUUCCUUAGAGCCGGUCGCAGUGGUGAAUUAGGUAAAGUUAUUGAAUUUCUAGAAUCUGGACAAGUAACAGACAUAAACACUUGCAAUGCGAAUGGCCUUAAUGCCCUUCAUUUAGCAGCUAAAGAUGGCUAUAUAGAUAUUGUAAGCGAACUUUUACGGCGCGGUGCAAAUGUUGACAAUGCCACAAAAAAAGGGAACACUGCUCUGCACAUAGCUUCACUUGCCGGUCAAAAGGAAGUUAUCAAACUUUUGAUUCAAUACAAUGCAAAUGUAAACGUUCAAUCCCUUAAUGGAUUUACACCGCUCUAUAUGGCGGCUCAAGAAAAUCAUGAUGCUUGUGUUCGAUAUCUUUUAGCUAAGGGCGCCAAUCCAUCUCUUGCUACAGAGGAUGGAUUUACACCACUUGCCGUUGCCAUGCAACAGGGUCACGACAAAGUUGUUGCUGUUUUACUCGAAAGUGAUUCCCGAGGCAAGGUUCGUCUUCCAGCGCUUCAUAUUGCUGCCAAAAAGGAUGAUGUUAAAGCGGCCACACUGCUUUUAGAGAACGAACAUAACCCUGAUAUUGUUUCAAAAAGUGGAUUCACUCCGCUACACAUUGCUGCACAUUAUGGAAAUGUUGAUAUUGCCAAACUAUUAAUCGAGCGGGGAGCUGAUGUCAACUAUAUUGCCAAGCAUAAUAUAACACCAUUGCAUGUUGCUUGCAAGUGGGGCAAAAAGAAUAUUCUAAUGUUGCUUUUAUCGAAAAACGCUCGUAUAGACGCUACUACUCGUGAUGGACUAACACCGCUACAUUGCGCUGCACGGUCAGGCCACAAAGGAGUUAUUGAAUUAUUACUUGAGAAUGGCGCACCGAUUUUGUCAAAAACAAAAAAUGGCCUAGCACCCUUACAUAUGGCUGCUCAAGGCGAACACGACGAAGCAGCUCGUAUUCUACUGACGCACAAAGCGCCCGUCGAUGAAGUGACCGUUGACUACUUGACCGCAUUGCAUGUAUCAGCACAUUGCGGCCAUGUUAAGGUAGCUAAGCUUUUACUCGAUCACAAUGCUGAUCCAAAUGCACGAGCUCUCAAUGGUUUUACACCGCUGCAUAUCGCUUGCAAGAAGAAUCGUAUUAAAGUGGUUGAGCUCUUAUUAAAACACAAUGCUAGUAUUAGUGCGACAACCGAAAGCGGUUUAACACCGCUGCACGUUGCCAGCUUUAUGGGAUGUAUGAAUAUAGUUAUAUACCUGCUGCAACAUGAUGCCAAUCCAGACGCACCAACUGUUCGAGGAGAAACUCCACUCCACUUAGCUGCUCGGGCCAAUCAAACAGACAUUAUUCGAAUUCUCCUGCGAAAUGACGCCCAAGUUGAUGCACAGGCGCGCGAAGGACAAACGCCUCUGCAUGUUUCAUCACGUCUUGGCAAUAUUGAUAUUAUAAUGCUAAUGCUACAGCACGGUGCGAAUGUUGACUCGGUUACGAAAGAUGCCUACACACCAUUGCAUAUUGCCGCUAAAGAAGGCCAAGAAGAAGUCGCAGCCCUACUAAUAGAUAAUAAUGCUUCCCUCGAUGCUGUAACAAAGAAAAGUUUUUCGCCACUACAUUUAGCCGCUAAAUAUGGCAAAGUACAAAUUGUUCAAUUGUUACUUCAGAAGGGGGCUAAUGUUGAUUGUCAAGGUAAAAAUGGUGUAACACCACUUCAUGUGGCCAGCCAUUAUGACCAUCAGGAAAUUGCUCUACUAUUGCUCGAAAAGGGUGCAUUGCCACAAGCAAGUGCCAAAAAUGGACACACAGCCCUACAUAUUGCUGCUCGAAAAAAUCAAAUGGAUAUCGCUACAAAUUUAUUGCAAUACGGUGCUGAUCCGAAUGCCAAAAGUAAAUCUGGUUUUGCUCCACUACAUUUAGCGUCGCAAGAAGGACAUGCCGAUAUGGUGAAUCUUUUGCUUGAGCAUGGUGCUUCUGCAAAUAUAUCAGCCAGAAAUGGACUAACACCGAUGCAUUUGUGUGCCCAGGAAGAUCGAGUUAAAGUUGCUAAAAUUUUACUUGAAAAUGAUGCACAGAUAUCAGAGCGAACCAAAGCUGGCUAUUCACCACUUCAUGUUGCUGCACAUUUUGGCCAAAUAACGAUGGUUAAAUUUUUACUCGAAAACGAUGCAAAUAUUGAGUUAAGUACAAAUGUAGGAUACACACCGCUUCAUCAAGCUGCCCAACAAGGGCACACGCUGGUUAUUAAUUUACUAUUGACGCAUAAGGCCAACCCAAAUGCACUCACAAAUCAUGGACAAACGGCCUUGAAUAUUGCUAAUAAACUUGGUUAUGUGACUGCUGUUGAAACAUUAAAAGUUGUUACCGAAAAAAGUAUUACAAAUACUGUUACUGGAGUACUGGAAGAAAAAUAUAAAGUUGUUGCUCCAGAAUCUAUGCAUGAAGCUUUUAUGUCAGAUUCUGAAGACGAAGGUGGUGAGGAUCACUUGGACCAACAUCAAUAUAAAUACAUGGCUACAGACGAUUUGAAAACCAUUAUCAAUGAGAAUGAUCAACACAAUUAUGACACUACCGAUGAUGGUCAGAUCUACGCAAGUAAUCGCAAAACUUUUACUACAAAUAAUGCGACUGCCAAAUACGUGAAUCAAAAUAUGUCGCCGACAACAAACACUUAUCAAAUAAAAUCAAUUGACAAUGUUACAAUUAUCAAACCACCAGUACAUCUUGGUUUCUUAGUUUCGUUCCUGGUUGAUGCUCGUGGUGGAUCAAUGCGUGGUUGCCGUCAUAGUGGCGUGAGAGUUAUUGUCCCACCAAAGUCAUGUGCGCAACCAACAAGAAUUACAUGUCGGUAUGUUAAGCCACAGCGUGUGGCCAAUCCACCACCCCUUAUGGAAGGUGAAGCUUUAGUCAGUCGUGUCAUGGAGCUAUCACCUGUAGAAGCAAAAUUCUUAGGCUCUGUUAUAUUGGAAGUACCCCAUUUUGGCUCCUUGCGUGACAAAGAACGAGAAAUAAUUAUACUUCGAUCUGACAACGGGGAAACCUGGCGUGAACACACACUAUAUGAUAGCGAGGAAGCCGUUCGCGACGUCCUCGAUAAGACAUUCGAAUCGAACGAACUCAGCCACUUGGAGGACCUACACACGUCUCGCAUUGUACGCAUUGUUACACGCAACUUUCCACAUUUCUUUGCGGUUGUGUCGCGCAUUCGGCAGGAAGUGCAUGCAAUCGGACCCGACGGUGGCACUGUGUCAUCAACGGCUGUGCCUCAAGUGCAGGCAAUAUUCCCGCCUAAUGCGCUCACAAAAAAAAUACGUGUCGGCCUGCAGGCUCAGCCAGUCGAUUUGAAUGGCUGCUGCAAAUUACUCGGUCAAGGUGUGGCUGUCUCGCCAGUAGUUACCGUUGAACCGCGUCGUCGAAAAUUCCACAAGGCAAUAACACUUAGUAUUCCGGCACCAAAAGCAUAUACACAAGGAAUGGUAAAUCAAUACUCAGGCAAUGCACCCACUUUACGUCUGCUCUGCUCAAUUACCGGCGGUCAAAAUCGCGCUGUUUGGGAAGAUGUAACUGGUUCAACUCCAUUGGCGUUUGUUAAGGACAGUGUGUCAUUCACUACAACUGUAUCUGCACGUUUCUGGUUAAUGGAUUGUCGAAAUGUAUCUGAAGCCAGUCGUAUGGCCACAGAGCUUUAUUCAUAUAUGGCGCAGGUUCCAUUCAUGGUCAAAUUUGUGGUAUUCGCUAAACGAAUAAGCAACACUGAAGCAAAAUUGAGUGUUUUCUGCAUGACAGAUGACAAAGAAGAUAAAACACUUGAACAUCAAGAGUAUUUUACUGAAGUGGCAAAGAGUCGUGAUGUCGAGAUACCCGAAGAUCAGGAUAUUUAUCUUGAAUUUGCUGGAAAUUUGUUGCCAGUAUUGAAAUCGGGUGAACAGUUAAAUAUGAAGUUCCAUGCAUUCCGUGAAAAUCGACUCUCUUUUCUUGUACGCGUCAAAGAUCAAGAAGAACCAUUUGGCCGCAUAAGUUUUAUGAGUGAACCAAAAAUUAGCAAAGGCGAGGCACCACAAACACCAAUUUGCACAUUAAAUGUGACCCUUACAGAUCAUGAAAUAAUAGCAGACAAUCAUAAUGGAUCACAAAAGAGUCUCGAUCACAGUGUUAAUUAUCGAGAUAUGCUUAACUUCGGAUACCGUCAAGCUGAUGAGAUUCAUAAGGCCGAUAUACGCUUAUCAGAUAUAUGCAAUCUCCUGGAAGACGACUGGGUUAGUUUGGCCAAAGAAUUACAAGUUCCAGAAAAUGAUAUUGAGCUAAUUAAAUCCGAAUACACUGGAAAGCAAGCAUCCAAACAAGCUAUGGUUAUGCUUAGAUUAUGGUUGCGACAAGCUGGUAACAAUGCUAAUGGAAAUACUCUAGAACAAGCCCUUCACAAAAUCAAUCGAAGUGAUAUUGUUGAAAAGUGCAUAUUCAAUCUCGAACUUGUAACAGAUUAUAUGGAAAAGGCAGUUGCUAAAAUGCAACUCGAUCAAUCUGGCUUUGAUUCGUUAAAUGAUGAUCUAUUGAAUUCAACAUCAUGUGAUACAUCGCUAGUUCAUCGAGAUCGAGAUGAUAACGAAACACCACAGAAAUUUAAAUUAAUCGAUAACGAAACUAUGGCAAUAGCUCCGCCACUGCCUGCAUCCACAGAAUCACUUCAAAUUGAAGAAAAAUCCAUAGUGGAUGUUGUGCAAAAAUUCGAAGAGAAAUCCGACAAGGAUGCUGAGUGUACUGAAAAACAUUAUGAAAGUAAUAAUCAUAUCCAAGAUCUAGAAUCAACGGCUAACACCGCCGCCGUCUCUGAAUCGCCAAAAAAAAUCACACCAUCGAAAGUAGUAACGGUGAUCAGUCAACAGCAGCAGUUUGAUCCUCACUAUCAUCAGAAACAAUACCAGCAAAGUUGGGUUGAACCUCAAUCACACGAGAUAAUUUCAGAAUAUAAUAAUGAUCGUGAUCUCGAUGAUAUGAAUAUAGGUAGUUAUGAAAGUAGUAUUAUUAUGAAAGAGGAACAACAACAAAACACUGAACAAAUUUCAUACGAUGGCACAGAAGAUGAUGAUUUUCCAACGAGUAUUAAUGGACAAAAAACAAUUGAAAUGUCUAUGCCAUCAGUGGUAGUGGUUGGCGGUAAUGCUAAUGAAUGUGAUGAUAAUUACUUUAUGGAAAUUUCAAGUUCUAAUCUGGAUGAUGUUGGCAAAUCGGAUAAUGCACCUAGCAUAUCUCAUGAUGCUGAAAUAGUAUCAUCUUCAAUAUCGGAAAUUGGUGGUGAUGUUGAUGAAAUUGAAGAAGAUAUAAUAUACGACCAAGGCGGCGACCAAGUUACUCAAAUAACUUGGGAAGCAGCUCCGAAUAUGAUUGGCUUGGAUGCUGCAAAACAAUUGACGACACAUACAAUCGAUUCGCAGUUAGAGUUUUUACAACAAGAACGCACACAUAUAAAUGCCAAUGCCAACGAUCUUGUUAAUCUUGAAGAUGCAAAAAUUGCCAAAAUACAACUAGAUCAACAGCCGAAAGAAAACACAAUUCUUUUAUCCGAGAUUACUUCAUCAUCAGCAGGAGCAGGAGGAGUUGCCUCAAACAUGACACAUAAUAGUAUAACUUCAACAAAAUCAAAAACCAGUAGCACUAAAUCUUUGGAAAACAACAUUAAAACAGUAGGCUCGUCAUCCGAUUCAGAUAUUGCCUUGCAUGAGCCUGGUAUUGAAUUAAGCGAGGACGAAGAACAUACAGAACCGGAAUUUUAUCAAGGCAUUGAACAAUCUGUAGAGGCAAUUGUUGGAAAUCAUGAUGACGACUGGCGAGUAAUUAAAACGAUAUCAAAUGCAUCAGCUGAGGAUAUUCAAUCACAGAAAGAUGAACUCAUGGAAUAUUUAGAUAAUUCAAUUCUAUCAACAGCGGCAAAAGCUGCUGAGUUGCAAGGACAAAACCAACAACAACUACAACAACGAGAAAUAAUAAAUUUUGAAAUUCUUGAAGAUGAAGUCAUUAACGAGCCGCCACUUCCACCAUCACCACCAGCUGCAGCAUCAGCUGUUUCGUCUACAAAAAUCAUAACAGAAAGUGCAUAUGUUCCAGCAGAGCCAAAAGUAAAUUUCGAUAAUGAUGUCCAUGAUGAUGAAGACGAAGAAGAUGAUGAUGAUGGACCAAUAUCAAUUGUUGUUGGUUCUAACAACUUGAACAAUAACAAGCAAACAAUUCAACAAAAAAUUGAAAAACAUCGCGAUGUACCUUCGAUUGUUAUCGAGCCAGUAAAGAAUGUAACUGAAGAUUUCAUGAACCAGGAGAAACACCAUUUUAAUAAUUAGAUACAGAAUACAGAAAAAAAGUUAUAUAGUAAACAUAUAUAUAAAUAUUUAAAUAUAUAUAUACAUA
This is a messenger RNA of Episyrphus balteatus (marmalade hoverfly), 6836 nucleotides long. Its product is annotated as ankyrin-2. Gene Ontology annotation, biological process: signal transduction. The record is from RefSeq and is a predicted model, not a curated record. Lineage: Eukaryota; Metazoa; Arthropoda; Insecta; Diptera; Syrphidae. Gene Ontology annotation, molecular function: protein binding. The transcript has 12 exons. Bases 308 to 6769 code for a protein of 2153 amino acids.